AUUCAUAGUUUUUUUGGUGUGAGCAGAACUUUCUUGUGUUUAGAAAAGAUGUCGGAAUCACAGUUGGUGUCUUCCAAAGUCUCUAAACAGAAACGAGAUGAAGAUGAAGAUUAUUUAUCCAAUACUGAAAUGUACUCGAGUGAGACUGUAGAGGAUGGUGAGAAGGAGACCGUACAAGGUCCUACAGAAGAGGAAUUACAAGCUCCGGAUCUCCAGAGGAAAGGAUGGGACGUUACUUGUUUGACAAAGAACCCGAAGAACUUCGCAAUCAUGGUGGGAGUAUUAUCUAGUGUUGGUGCAGUUUUGUAUGGUCUCGAUGUAAGCCUUAUCAGUGGUGUACUGCUCUUUGUGGUUAGUGACUUGAACUUGACUUCUCACCAAAGUUCUUUGGUGUCAAGUGGUAUGGCUUUAGGAGCCAUUGGUGGUGGAUUUCUGGGUAUCGUUUUAGUAGAAUAUAUUGGAAGAAAGCGGAGUAUUCUUAUCGCUUGUGUUCUUUACACUGUUGGUGCUCUAAUGGAGGCACUCUCACCGUCAUUUGGUGUCCUUAUUUCAGGGAGACUGGUACUUGGUUUGGGUGUGGGUAUUGAAUAUGAUGCUAUACCUCUUUAUAUUUCAGAAUCUUCACCUAAGAAUAGACGAGGGGACUUGGUAGCUCUAUUCCAGUUGAUGGCCUUUUUUGGAGUCAUGCUUGGUUAUGUAGUGGAUGCUAUCUUUGCAAACGUAAGCGGUUCAUGGCGCUUCAUGUUUGGUUCUUCUAUUGUUUUCUCUGUUGCUUAUUUCUUGCUCAUGUUGGUAUUCCCAGAGAGUCCUCGAUGGCUUAUGAAGAGGGGUCGUGAACGGGAUGCUUUGAGGAAUUGGAAGUAUAUGAGAGGUUUUGCUCAUGAAGAGCGACUAGAGUAUGUCAAUAUGGUUGAGAUAGUACAAACAGAGUUGGAAUUAAGUCGCCGAAGAAAUAUUUGGUUAGAUUUUAUUCGUGUUCCAGAACUUCGAUAUGCAGUUGUUUAUGCUAUUUUGAUGAUAUUCUUGCAACAAUUUUCAGGUGUCAACUCCAUUGAAUAUUACCUUGGAACUUUAUACGAAGAUAUUGGAAUGUCCAAGUUAGAUUCUGUCUAUAUGAGUCUUAUUAAUGGAGGCUGUUUAUUCAUUUCAACCUUACCAGCAGUAUUUUUGAUGGAUAAAGUUGGAAGAAGACCAUUGGUAUUGUUAUUGGCACCAUUCACAGUUAUUGGUUUGGCUAUUGCAGGUGCAUCCACAUAUAUCAAACAAAAGAAGGGGCAUGUGGCAGCUUACACUUUGGGAAUGGUCAUCUAUGAUUUAUUUUGGGGUAGUGCUUUAGGUGCAGUACCCAUUGCAGUUAACUCUGAAGUUUAUCCACAAUAUCUACGUACAAAUGGUAUGAGCAUUGCUGUGAUAGCCACUUUUGUAGGAACCUUCACUACAACGUAUACAUUUUCUAGAAUGGUCAAGUCAAUGACACAAUUGGGUACACUGCUUGGUUUCUAUGGUGGAGUCACAUUUGUUGGUUGGGCCACUUGUAUUUUGUUCAUGCCGGAGACGAAGGAUCUCACUUUGGAACAAGUAAGACAAGUAUUUUUAAAGGGCCCUUUUGGAAUAGCAAAAGAAAAUAAGAGAAUCUUGAGCAGGCAAUUCUCAAACGCCAAGAACAGGGUAAAAUCAUUCUUUGGAAUAAGUUCCUAAGAAGUAGUCUCGGGCGUUGGUUCUUUAUUGUAUUUUGAAUGGCUAUCAUGAAUUUAGUUAUUUUGAUUAUAUUGAUUUUCAAAUAAAGUUUUCUUGCAAGUU
This is a messenger RNA of Galdieria sulphuraria, 1800 nucleotides long. RefSeq names its product MFS transporter, SP family, sugar:H+ symporter. Lineage: Eukaryota; Rhodophyta; Bangiophyceae; Galdieriales; Galdieriaceae. The coding region runs from base 49 to 1698 and encodes 549 amino acids. The transcript is spliced from 2 exons. Gene Ontology annotation, cellular component: membrane. The record is from RefSeq and is a predicted model, not a curated record. Gene Ontology annotation, molecular function: myo-inositol:proton symporter activity. Gene Ontology annotation, biological process: transmembrane transport.